GCGGGGCGCCGGGGGCGGCCCCGGGAUUGGGGGCGGCGCCCUGGGAGCCGUGUGGCCGGCGUGCGCGCUCCGCCGGGGUCCUGGAGGCCGCUGGGCGCGUGCGCGGGCGGUCGCUACCAGCGGCCGAGCCAGAGAGCGAGAGGGCGCCGAGAGCAGCGGGCUUGGGCAGCAUGAGGCCCGGAGGGGAGCGGCCCGUGGAAGGGGGCGCAUGCGAUGGCCGCUCCGAGUUGGAGCUACUGAAGCUGCGCGCGGCGGAGUGCAUAGACGAGGCGGCCGAGCGGCUGGGGGCCCUGAGCCGCGCGAUCUGGAGCCAGCCCGAGCUGGCCUACGAGGAGCACCAUGCCCACCGCGUGCUGACGCACUUCUUCGAGCGGGAGCCGCCCGCGGCCUCCUGGGCAGUGCAGCCUCACUACCAGCUGCCCACGGCCUUCCGCGCCGAGUGGGAGCCGCCGGAGGCCCGGGCGCCGAGCGCCACGCCACGCCCGCUGCACCUGGGCUUCCUCUGCGAGUACGACGCGCUGCCCGGCAUCGGCCACGCUUGCGGCCACAACCUCAUUGCCGAGGUCGGGGCGGCGGCCGCGCUGGGCGUGAGGGGGGCCUUAGAGGGCCUCCCCAGGCCGCCUCCGCCAGUGAAGGUAAUUGUCCUGGGAACCCCUGCAGAAGAAGAUGGUGGUGGCAAAAUUGAUUUAAUUGAAGCAGGGGCUUUUACAAAUCUUGAUGUUGUUUUUAUGGCCCAUCCAUCACAAGAGAAUGCUGCUUAUCUACCAGAUAUGGCUGAACAUGAUGUGACUGUGAAAUACUACGGAAAAGCAUCUCAUUCUGCUUCUUAUCCCUGGGAAGGAUUAAAUGCAUUAGAUGCUGCUGUGCUGGCCUAUAACAAUCUAUCUGUGUUCAGACAGCAAAUGAAACCAACCUGGAGAGUUCAUGGUAUAAUAAAAAAUGGUGGUGUAAAACCCAAUAUUAUUCCCUCUUAUUCUGAAUUAAUCUAUUACUUCCGUGCACCCUCAAUGAAAGAACUUCAAGUUUUGACCAAAAAGGCAGAAGAUUGCUUCAGAGCUGCAGCUUUGGCUUCAGGGUGCACAGUGGAAAUUAAAGGUGGAGCACAUGAUUAUUACAAUGUUCUUCCCAAUAAGAGCCUAUGGAAAGCGUAUAUGGAAAAUGGAAGAAAGCUAGGGAUAGAAUUCAUUUCAGAAGAUACAAUGUUGAAUGGCCCUUCAGGAUCUACGGAUUUUGGAAAUGUUACUUUUGUGGUUCCUGGAAUUCAUCCAUAUUUUCACAUUGGAUCUAAUGCCUUGAAUCAUACUGAACAGUACACUGAAGCUGCUGGGUCACAGGAAGCUCAGUUCUACACUUUGCGGACGGCCAAAGCUCUGGCAAUGACGGCACUGGAUGUUAUUUUUAAACCAGAGUUACUGGAAGGAAUCAGAGAGGACUUUAAACUGAAACUUCAAGAACAAUUUGUAAAUGCAGUAGAAUAAAAGGAAGACUUAGAGGCCACUUAUAAAUCAAGAAGACGUGAUGAUUUUUUUCUUUUAAUCUCUUUUAAUGAAGGCAUGCUUGUUUUUUAAUCUUAAAGGAGUAAAAUUCUUUUUACCGGGUAAGUGAGGACAGGGUGUGGAGAAAACAUAUUACCUCACAUCUAAAGUGAAAAUUUUUGCAAAUCCAUACUCGAUAGGAUUAUGAUAUUACAGGAGCUGAUAUGUGAUGCCAUUCUUUCUUUUUUUUUUCCCCCACAACCACUCACCUUCACAGUAGUGAUACCAUUUCUUAACCUGGAGGAUACAUGGCAUCAUUUUUAUAAAAUAUUUUAAUAAACCUUUUUAUAAGCCUUAAA
Messenger RNA from Pongo pygmaeus (Bornean orangutan), 1834 nucleotides. It is a transcript of the gene PM20D2, whose product is annotated as peptidase M20 domain containing 2. The transcript has 7 exons. The coding region runs from base 171 to 1478 and encodes 435 amino acids. The record is from RefSeq and is a predicted model, not a curated record. NCBI's taxonomy places the organism in Eukaryota, Metazoa, Chordata, Mammalia, Primates, Hominidae. Gene Ontology annotation, molecular function: dipeptidase activity.